This is a messenger RNA of Acanthamoeba castellanii str. Neff, 1665 nucleotides long. RefSeq lists its product as uncharacterized. Gene Ontology annotation, cellular component: Golgi membrane; Golgi cisterna. NCBI's taxonomy places the organism in Eukaryota, Discosea, Longamoebia, Acanthamoebidae. Bases 1 to 1665 code for a protein of 554 amino acids. The record is from RefSeq and is a predicted model, not a curated record. Gene Ontology annotation, biological process: Golgi organization; retrograde transport, vesicle recycling within Golgi. The transcript has 10 exons.
AUGGAGAACAAGCUGAUGCGCAGCGAGGUGCGCGCGCUCAACGACGAGGUGACGUCGCUCACCGAGCGGAUCACCGGCGAGCACGAGGCCCUCGAGCGCGCCAACGACGCCCUCCACGCGCUCCAGAUGGAGGUCCUCGACAAGGACCGGCAGCUCAUGCGGCUCCGCAAGCAGGAGGACGAGUUCGACGCCGUCCUGGCCAAGAAGGACGCCCAGCACGCCGCGCUCCAGGUCAAGCUCGAAGAGACGAGUCUGCAUGUGACGGGGCUGGAGCAGACGACGAACGCGCUCAAGCAGGAGAUCGACCGGCUGCACCGGGAGAAGGACGAGACCAACGACCUCCACAAGCAGUCGAUCGCGCUCAUCAACGCCAAGAUCGUCGAGCUCGAGAACCAGCUCAAGGAGGAGCGCGAGAGCGCCAGCUCCCAGCGAUCGCUAGCGUUGGAGAGGGAGAGGAACCUGGAGUCGGACAUCAGCGAGUACACGAAGGCGUUGGGCCAGGCGCAGCGGGCGAUCGAGGACAAGAACAAGCAGGUGGAGAAGCACAUGAGCACCAUCAAGGAGCUCGAGGCCAACGUACAGGGCCUCAAGCAGGAGCUCACCGACUACAAGCUGCGCGCCAAGAAGGUGCUCCAGCAGCGGGAGACCACCAUCCAGGAGCUCACCGAGAAGCUCACCUCCCCUGGCGCGGCGAACGCGGAGGAGGGCGAGCUGCAGGAGAAAUGGAAGGAGCUGAUGCUCCAGAAGCAGGCCUACGAGAGCCUCAAGAACGAGUUCGACGAGACCCGGGACGAGCUCAACAAGAUCAAACAGAACCUCGCCCAGACCCAGGAGCAAGCAGAGCACGACGCGCUGGAGUUUGAGGAGCAGGUCAAGGCCCUGGAGGACGAGCUCGAGAGGGAAAAGGAGAAGGUGAAGAAGAUGCAGUUCGAGCUCGCUCAGAAGAUGCAGGAGCUUCACACGGUCAAGGACCAGCAGAACCAGGCCACCAAUGGCCUCAAGGAGCAGGUCAAGGAGCGAGACGCCCAGAUCGCCAAGCUCAAGCGGCAGAUCACUGUCAAGGGCAUCCAGUCGCAGUCGAGUUCUCAGGCCGAGCUGGAGAGCAGCCUCAGCGCGAUGACCGACCGCCUGAUCCGGCUGCAGGCCCUCAACGAAACGCUCACCAACGAGAAGGCCGCCCUCCAGAUGCGCCUCAACUCCGAAGUCCAGAGCCGACGAGAGCGGGAAGGGGUCCGGCGGUCGGGCGAGGUCGAUACGAAGCACUCGUCGGGCGACAUAACCUCCAUCAUCAUCAACACGGGGGCUGAGCCCAGAGAGAAGUCGGGUCCGCGAUUGCGCUCGAUCGCUUCCCUGGUCCCGGAGUCCUGGUCGGGAGAUCCCGAGUCCAAGAGGCACCAGGUCUACACCCACACCCUCCGCGCAGCCAGCGCCCUCGACAACUUCACUGCUCAAGUGGGCAGGAUCCUUCGACGCAACCCGCUUGCUCGCCUCCUGUUGAUCCUCUACAUGGUGUUCUUGCACGUGUGGGUGCUGUUCCUCCUGUCGCGGCCGUUGGAGAUCCACGACAUGAUGGACGAGUCGCUGCCUCCCGGCGCCGUCCCACCCACGGGCCUGCCCCACGCCCUCGUGCACUCCGACUCGCCCGCCGCUGCCGCUGGCAUCUAG